CCCUUCAAAGCUUCCACAGGUCCUUGUUGGCAUAAAUGAUGGUUAAACCUGAGUUUAUCUUUCAACUGGAGCAAAACUGACAGGGCAGCUGUGCACUUGUAGCUGGAAAGUUUCAGAGGACGCUUGCUGAGUGCCGCUGCAGCAGUCAUGACUGCUGGCUUCAUGAUUUCAAGAAUAUUCAUGCUUUGCCUAUUAAAGGAAGUGACUUAUGCCUCUGCUUUCCCAGGAGCCAGUACUGGGUACAAAGCAUGGCAAGAUGGAGGACAGAAACGGGAAGUACUGGGUUACCGCCGCCCUCUGCAUUAUGUUCGCUCUCUGAGACAGCUGAAGAAUGAUCUGAUCAACACAAGACAAAACCCUCAAAGGAGUGGUGUGAAGGAUUUGACCCCUGGUCAGACUUUUAGGCAAACUCCACAUCAUCUUUGGCCACAGAACCUUCCAGUCCAACCUGCGCCACAAAGAAACUACCCUUUGGUUCAACCCCGAGGCUUCAGGGUCAGCUUGGAUCUCCCUUUUCAUAAACUCGAUCAAAUGAAAGAAACCAACUCUCCCACCAAAGUAUUUCUGCAAAAUGACCCCAAACUCCAGACUAAACCAAAUGUUCAAAGUGGCCUCAGCAUUUCUGAGUUUCAAAGCCCUGAGAGAGAUUCCAAAAAGGAUCCAAAAGCUGGGAAGAAUAUCCAUGGUGUUCCCACUUCAACCUUCCAGGUCAACCUUACCGUUCCCCCACCAGCUGCAUCUUUAAAGCCAAUAAAACCCAUUGGCAUGCUUGUUGAAAACCAAAACCCAGGAAAUAUCUUUCAGACCAGUUAUGGAGAUCUAGGGAAAAGGUUGAGUUCCAUAUAUACUGAAUUGAAAUCCCCCACCAUCAGCCAGAAAGCACGUGAACAAACCAGAAAGCAACUGGUUUCAACAUGGUCUAACUAUCCUGCUACUGGACCCAAGCAAACUCUACAGCAGCCAGAUGAGUCAACUUACACCCAACCUACUGAGGGCAAACUGACCUCUUCAACAUGGCAAUUAAACCAGCACAAAAUUUCCCCACAAAGAAACUAUGAUAAUCCCACAACCAGGCAGAGUUUGGCACCUCAAAAACCAGAUUCAACCAAACCACUGUCUUUGUCUUUUGUUAAGUAUCUUGAACGUUUGGGUCUCAACAAAGCCCAAACAAGCCCAACGAGAGAAGACUUAGUUCAGCCUUAUUCAAAACAAAAGCUACAUUUGUCUCCUCCUCAAUAUAACAGAGGAUCUCAAGAUAACAAAUAUGUUGGUGUUGGUUCUCAAAGUGUUGGUCUGCCCCAAAACAGUUACACUACUUCUGGUGCUGCUAACAUCAAAGAUUUCACAAGCGAUCAAAAAGGUGAAAAGGAACAAGAUUCUGCAGUUCCCACCCUACAACUAGAAUUUUCCUUCCCAGUUAAAAAAUUGUCAAACCUCACUAAAGGUGGUGGGUACUUGACUAUCAAACCUCAAAAUGUUGAGUCUCUUUUGACUCGAUACAUGGCGGCAAAAAAACUACAAUUACCUGAGAGUGAAUUAAAAAAGUCAGUUUUAGGCUUUGAUGCUGGGCACCACAGAAUGACUGGGCUUCCUGAAAGGAAAUGGCCAAUCCUAAAUAUUGAACCAAAACAGAAGAAACCACCUCCUUAUGAGCCUGUUACUGACGAACCUACAGGCAGAAAGCCAAGCUUUUCAUCCUGGUUUCCAAGAGAUUCAGAGAUUGGAAAGCCUCAGUUUCCAGUCCUGGGAAUUUCAAAAUACCUCAUUGAUGUUACACGACCCUUAAAUGGCAAAUAUCAAACCAUCCAGCCAAAACCACUGCAAUCUGAAAGGCUUCAAAGUUUCUACAGUUCUCUGAAGCCCAUCACAAACCGCUAUGUGGAAAGUCAGCCUAGACCUUCAUCCAGCCUUUAUGCUUCUACACAUGACAAUCCCUUUAAACCAUACAGUGAUCUCCAAAAGAAUGCUGAGAUUGAUUCAAGUCCACAUCACCGCCUGUUCGCUUAUGGCAGUUCAUCCUUUAAUUCUCCCAUUUUGGAAGUUGUUCCUUCAAAAAGGCCACAAACAUGGCAGAAACCAAUUUCUUCCCUUUAUCUUCACGAGUCCAACAGUGGAAAAGAACCUUCUUAUGAUACUUUUGAAGAUGUAGAUGCUCUGCACAGUCUGCCAAGUGGAUAUAAAGUUCAAAAGAAACUUCCUGAGCAAGAUGACCGUGGACAUAUUAAAGAGGGAAAAGAUUACUAUGUGAAACCCUUUGACACUAAUGAAGGAGGUUCUGUCUCUUGGCAGAUGUACCAGACUGGAAACACUGCGAGAACAUCCUUUAAUGUACAACCCCCAUGUGGAUCUUCAUUCUCUAGGCUUGGCCAAUAUGGGUCUUUUUCAGACCUUCGCUACCCUUACCUAAAUGCAGAAUCUCAGCCUUGCAGUCAAGUACCUUGCAUCAACGGUGUAGGUAAAUGUGUUAAUGAACCUAAUAAACAGAACACAAAUUUUCCACAAAGGGUUAGUUACUUGCCAAAGGCAGAGGCAAUUUCUGUUUCUAUUCCUUUCAGUACUUUUCAAAGCAUUUUUACUCAAUCAAGCUACCAGCCUGCUCAAAAUGGCUUUAAGCUCCAGCAAUACCCUGUUGGACAAGGACAGCCUUGAAGGUUCAUGUGAGUUAUGACAAUAUACUGCCAUUGGUGCCGUCAGGUCAUGAACAUGUUGAACUUUGGCUUAAAUUGUGCAGUCUGCUCAUUCCUUUUCCUUCUGCUCAUUUAAAUAAUUAAUAAAAUGUCUGCUUCAAAAUGUGAA
Messenger RNA from Xiphophorus hellerii (green swordtail), 2796 nucleotides. RefSeq lists its product as uncharacterized. The coding region runs from base 148 to 2649 and encodes 833 amino acids. The record is from RefSeq and is a predicted model, not a curated record. The transcript has 3 exons. Lineage: Eukaryota; Metazoa; Chordata; Actinopteri; Cyprinodontiformes; Poeciliidae.